Molecule: messenger RNA, 1230 nt
Organism: Glarea lozoyensis ATCC 20868
Lineage: Eukaryota; Fungi; Ascomycota; Leotiomycetes; Helotiales; Helotiaceae
Product: Radical SAM enzyme
Exons: 2
Coding region: 1-1230 (409 amino acids)
Biological process (GO): lipoate biosynthetic process
Cellular component (GO): mitochondrion
Molecular function (GO): 4 iron, 4 sulfur cluster binding; lipoate synthase activity
Source: RefSeq, a predicted model, not a curated record
AUGGCUUCAUUAGCAACCAGAUUCCGAUGCUUGCAUUCGGCGCCGAUACGAAAAGCCUCAAUGGCAUUAAUCUCUCCCUCUUCUCCCUCCUCUCGCGGUCUUGCCACCGAAGCUACACCUUUGGAACCAGUUCCAAAUCGAAGGCCAACUUAUUUCAAAGAUACGGCCAACUCAGUUCCUUCCUUUUCCGAAUUCAUUGGAACCGAAGACGAACCUCUAUCACAUAGUGAUGCUCUUGAAUUAAGGACGGCAAUGGUAGGACCCGCCGGGAGACAGAAGCAGAUCACCAGAUUGCCCGAAUGGCUCAAGACGCCAAUACCGGAUAAUUCGAAUUACAAGAAGAUCAAGAAGGAUCUGCGGGGUUUAAAUCUGCAUACGGUUUGCGAAGAAGCAAGAUGUCCGAAUAUUUCAGAUUGUUGGGGUGGAAGUGACAAGAGCGCAGCAACGGCGACUAUCAUGCUCAUGGGAGAUACAUGUACCAGAGGAUGUCGAUUCUGCAGUGUGAAAACAAGCAAAGCACCACCACCGCUGGACCCUCACGAGCCGGAGCACACAGCAGAAGCACUCUCAAGAUGGGGGUUAGGAUAUGUCGUCCUAACAUCUGUGGACCGUGACGAUUUAGUAGAUGGAGGCGCGAGACAUUUCACCGAGACGAUUAUGAAAAUCAAGCAGAAGAAGCCAUCCAUGUUGGUCGAAGCUUUGACAGGUGAUUAUGCUGGGGAUUUGGAGAUGGUGCAGAUGGUUGCUCGUAGUGGACUAGAUGUUUAUGCACAUAAUAUGGAGACUGUGGAGGAGUUGACUCCUUUUGUUAGGGAUCGGAGGGCGAAGUUCAGACAGAGUUUGCAGGUGCUGGAUGCUGCGAAGAAAGCGGUUCCAAGUUUGAUCACGAAGACGAGUAUCAUGCUCGGAUUAGGGGAGACUGAGGAGCAACUUUGGGCGACAUUGAAGGAACUCCGCAAAGUAAACGUCGACGUCGUGACAUUCGGGCAAUACAUGCGCCCUACCAAACGACACAUGAAAGUCGAAGAAUACGUUACACCCGCAACAUUCGACAUGUGGCGCGAUCGAGCCCUGGAAUUGGGCUUUCUGUACUGCGCCAGCGGUCCUCUAGUCCGAAGUUCCUACAAAGCUGGAGAGGCAUUCAUUGAGAAUGUGUUGAAGAAGAGAAAGAGUGAUACGAUACUCGGUGACGAGGCGACCGGAAUGGUGAAAGCUGUUGUACAAAAAUAG